This is a messenger RNA of Rubroshorea leprosula, 577 nucleotides long. The record is from the annotation of a GenBank genome assembly. Lineage: Eukaryota; Viridiplantae; Streptophyta; Magnoliopsida; Malvales; Dipterocarpaceae.
CCGCAAACAUCCUGUGGAAAGAAUGAUAACAUUGAACAUAGAGAGCAUGUUACUGAAAGAAGCACUCGAACCAGUCAUGAUAUAUCUGAGUUUAGUUAACCACAUGAGCAAUUUGCUGUAUUCUCUACAAGAUUCAAAAAGAAUUGAUCCUUUUCACAAGGUAAAGUGUUGGUCUUUGGUAAUCUUUGCUGGAAAAAUGGAUCAGUUGGAAGGUUUUUGGAACCUUGAAAAUGAACAGAGAAGAAAUAAGGAGAAACAAUGGAGCAAGAAUGGCUCCCGAUGUAUAUUUCCAGAUAUCGGAUUACAGAGAAACAGAGCAAUACAGAGAGCAAAGAAUAUAUUGAUUCAACAACACUCUCUCCCAAGUCAACUCACCCAAUACACAUACACGUUCCACCAUGCUGCCAAUUCUGGUACCUUCCCCUCUCACCACUGGACUCGUCACGAGCAAUAAAGCCAAACAACCGUCACUGACGCAAGAACUAAAAUUACUUACUAUAAUCAACAGCUGGUUUUGCUGAUGUGAUCCUAUCAUGCAUUAUGGCUUGUUUCUGGUCAUGAUCCUAGAAUAUCAGGU